AUGGGAGGUGCUAUCUACAAGGAUGCUCCAGCCAUUAAAUAUGAGGAACGUAACAUUUACCUAAACUCUAUUCAAACUCUUGGCAGGUAUUUAACACCAUCCCGCCUUAACUACUCUUGCCUCUUCUACCCUCCCCCGCCAUCACACACACAGUAGCUUGCCGGAUAGGCGUUAUUGCGUUAUUUGUUAGCGAUUUUCAGGAGAGCUAAUGCAAGAGCGAGGGGAGCGUGGAGCGAGAGGCAGGCACGCCAGAUUAUUUUGAAAAUCAUGAACGCCUGUUUACCCACCUGCGCAGAAGUUCUUUUUGUGUCGUCACACAAUCCUCCGUCACACGUAGGUAGACUAUAAGUGGUCGCUCAUUUUCCUCAGGAAUAGAAAUGCGAGCGUAAUACGAGUGCGCUCGUGAAAAUUGUCACCCGGGAGGAAGGUGAUAUGGGGAGGGAGGAAAGCAUUUUCUCUCCUUCCCGCGCUCGCGUAUAUUUCGCUUGCUCAAAUAACACUAUUCAUAAUCUAUACUGCGUAUGAAGCGCCAAGAGAUGAGGCUGCUUAAGGCCCUGAAACUGAAUCUGAAUCUGCUUCUGGCGCACCUAAAAGCCGAAUAAAGGAAAACGAACUGUUCGUCAAAGGCUCUUUUGCAGGAUGAAACAAAAAGCUUGCAAUGACGUGCUGAAAAAACCUUCCAGCCGAAGUGUUGCAUAGUGUAACAAUAUAUCAAAUUUGACCGGAAAUAACACCAAAUUCGGCAAGGAAGCCGGCACUACCAACUCUGAGGUAUGGCCAGUACUUUACGCAUGAAAACAGCCAUAUAACCCAGGCAGUGCAUGGUUGCACAGACUCUCGUCCCCAGCGCCCGUCGUUGGGUGGCUUUUGGAAAAAGAAUGGGCUGCACAUGGCUGCUUCUGUCUGGUUGAUAUUGCUGUGCGCAUGUGUAAAAUACAGCUGGUAGCGUGUGGUUGUUUACCAUUAACAAUGGCAAACCGGUCAGAUCACGGUUUGGACAAACAGUGAGAAAAACCAGGUCUGGUAAGUUUCAUAACGGAAUUAUAUUAACGAAACGCUUUUCUUCCCAGGCUUCCACCAACGCGACCAGUCACCCUUCAUCAAAAGGCGCUGUUCAUCCUUUGGUUAUCGGUGAUUCUUAUUUGGUCUUGUCUGAAGUGCAAACGUUACAUUUCCAUGUGGCGUGAUAAAUACGGUACCAAAAAACAAGGGGACGAAGUAGAAACAGCAACGAAAGGUGAAGGUAGAGGCGUACAGGGACCAAUUGCAAACAUUUAAGACUUUUAUGAGACUUCUCUGAGCGGACACCGGGUGUGGAUAACGUGUAUUAAUUGAUUUGAUUUGGGCAAGAAGUAUUUUUCCACGGUUACUUCUGUGGUCAAAUGUUUUUACCUUUGUUUAUCCAUUUAUUUUUGAAAAUAUUUUCUCUAUUCAUCUCUGUUUGCAGGAUAUUUCUGAAAUCAACCAACCCCGCCCUGGGAAAAAAUUGUAUUUUAUAAUUUAAAACCUUACUGUUUCGCAUAGUACAAAACCACGAGCGGUCGACCCUUUUUCCUCAGCCGGGCCAAGCGCGGUGAUCGAAAAAGUAAAAUUAUGUACGAAGGAGAGAUCGAGGCGGAAAGAGAGAGAUAGAGAGCUGGAGUUCCUUACGCGUGCUCUCGAUCUACUCCGACUCAAAGAAAAUCUCUUACUUGCAUUAGUAGGUAACGGCAUGGGUAGAGUUCGGAACUUUCUUUAGAAGAGAAAAAUUUGUGCAACUGUCAUUUCCGUUAAAAUCAACCUCGUUCCCAGGGUUCUCUUUUUCUGGUCUCUACGGAGCAAGAGAGGAACAGGUAGGAGAGAAGCCUGGGAACGAGGUUGGGUUAAAAUGUAUAUCCAAACGCACAUAAUACAUCACAAUACAUCCCGGAUCAGAGAAGCACUGGCCAAUAAGGCUACAGAGAUCGAUCACGUGUGAGGUCUUUUAUUUGGCAGUCGUACACGGUGUUGGAGCUCGUGACACCUAUGCUCUAACUAUGCUUGGUUUGCAAGCACGUGACAAGGCGGUCAUGAAAGAAGCGGACGAAGUAGAAAAAGCAACGAAAGGUGAAGGUAGAGGCGUACAGGGGCCAAUUGCAAACAUUUAAGACUUUUAUGAGACUUCUCUGAGCGGAGACCGGGUGUGGAUAACGUGUAUAUUAAUUCAUUUGAUCUGGGCGAGAAGUAUUUUUCCAAGGUUACUUCUGUGGUCAAAUGUUUUUACCUUUGUUUAUCCAUUUAUUUUUGAAAAUAUUUUCUCUAUUCAUGUUUGUUUGCAGGAUAUUUGUGAAAUCAACCAACCUGGGAAAAAAAUUGUAUUUUAUAAUUUAAAACCUUAUUGUUUCGCAUAGUACAAAACCACGAGCGGUCGACCCUUUUUCCUCAGCCGGGCCAAGCGCGGUGAUUGAAAAAGUAAAAUAAUGUAAGAAGGAGAGAUCGAGGCGGAAAGAGAGAGAGAGAGAGAGCUGGAGUUCCUUACGCGUGCUCUCGAUCUACUGCGACUCAAAGAAAAUCGCUUACUUGCAUUAGUAGGUAACGGCAUGGGUAGGGUUCGGAACUUUCUUUAGAAGAGAAAAAUUUGUGCAACUGUCAUUUCCGUUAAAAUCAACCUCGUUCCCAGGGUUCUCUUUCUCUGGUCCCUACGGAGCAAGAGAGGAAGGGGUAGGAGAGAAGCCUGGGAACGAGGUUGGGUUAAAAUGUAUAUCCUGGAUCAGAGAAGCACUGGCCAAUAAGGCUACAGAGAUCGAUCACGUGUGAGCUCUUUUAUUUGGCAGUCCUACACAGUGUAGGAGCUCGUGACACCUAUGCUCUAACUAUUCUUGGUUUGCAAGCACGUGACAAGGCGGUCAUGUUGAUGUUCAAUACAAUAAAUACUUUAAUAAACGCUUUACAUGAAAGUGGAGUUAAGAUCCUGGAGGAGAGGAAUGCCUUUAUCCUUGAUCUCCAACAUGGUGGCCAUGACGUACGUCACGUGCAAACCAGCGAAGAAAGGUGCUUUCUUUACUCCAUUCCUUAUCAUUAAAAAUAAAAUAUUUUGUCUUUUGUUUCUUUAGAAAAGGACAAUGUGUUAAUAUCUUUAUAUCCAGUUACCAAGCAUGAACGUAAGUAAAACGGCUUUUUUCAUAUACUAACAACCUGUUCAAAUUGGAUGAAUGACACUCACAGAUGUGUAUGCUAUUCUAAAUUAACCGUUCUGUCCUACUUCUCUCUGCACAGAAAAGUUUACCUUAACAAAUUUACAUUAAUUAUAAUACAUUAAUUUGUAAUUUUUUUUUUUGCUUUGCUGCCUCAGUAUUUUUUCGAAUACUUGUGUUUGCCUCUCAGUUUUUCCUUCAUUUCUUGGCUGAUUUUCCCAACUUUUUUCGUAGGGUUUCUCUCGUUUUUGUUUCACAUAGUGCACUGAAAAAGACUCAGCAGAAACUUUUUCCUUCCCUAUUUCCAUAGAGUAUAUAAACUCAGCUGUUGUUGCUUACUUUUUUUUAUUUUAGCCUCGGUAUCACGUUUUGGCCGAGGGGACGCGACGGAAGAGAGCACUGGCACGAGAAGUAUAUUUGAAAAACUUCUAGAAACUGAUCCUGAUCAGCCAUCAUUUGAAGAGUUUUUAACCAAAGCUGUCAUCUUCGGAGCCAUCAUGCUUUACUUUUGGCUGUGUGAUUAUCAGCAUGUAUGGUAAGAAUCUCAAAUUACAGGAUAUAAGAAUUAAUUAAGAGACAUUUCAUCAUGACAUGUGCUAAAAUCCGAAACACGACAGUGGCAGAUCUAGGGGAAGGGCCCGGGGGGGCUCCUCCCCCUUAUUUUUAGACCAAACUGAGCCCCGAAGGGCCGAAAAAAUNCCAUCUCAGGGUCUGGAUGAACGCCAGUCAAUAACAUGUAUUUUUUUGACAGUUAGUGUGAUGCCUAACCGGCUUUACUAACUCAAUAAAGGAAAAGUUACAUUUUCAUACCGCUCAAGGAAACGGGUCCAAUCACCAAACCCAACCUAAAAUUUACAAACUUUUAUUCUAGGCCGAAGACAAACAAACAGUACUCAAGAGACAUAUUUGUGUUCCUCUUCGCUUUGUUGGUGAUCGUAGCUGCAGUUUACACAACUCGCAAGACACCCGAAAAACUUGUCAACAGAGAUCAGACAGAAGAAUGGAAAGGAUGGAUGCAGGUACAGUUGCGGAAAUGAAUCUCUCAUUGGGGCCAGAAACGAAAACUUUUUCAAACGGCAGCGUUGCAUCGGAAUUCCUGGGUGAGCCUGCCGCUAUCGACAGAGACUCAGCGUAUAUUCGUACCCAGUUGUGUGUCUAUCUGUCUGGCACACGUUAGCGAGCGUAACUUCAAUCGCUACCGUUGACUUUUGGCGCCAACAUCGAGGAUCAGACUGGGCCGAACGUCAGCCCUUCCUUUAAGGCCUUCCUUUACAUUUUUCAGAAUAUAAUUUUGUGUUAUUAUAAUUGGAACCAGAAUUAGAGGCUCGAAAAUAUUUUAUAAGCGCAAGUUGCACCGUCCUAGGCAAGAAAACUUUGCUUCCUGAAAUUUGACUUAACAGCAACCCUGGGGUUAAAAUUAACCGUUCUUUCAAGGAACCGCGCACCGACUCCGCGCUCUUAGUUUUGGUUUAGCCCCUGUUUUGCUUCCCUUUACUCCUCCCUUGCAGUUACGUCCUUUGUUUUUCCUGCAGUGAGAAACUUUCUUGUUCUCUGUUUUUAGCUAGGAUUUGCAGAUAGGAAUCGCAACCAGCUACAAUUUGUAACAUGCGAGCCGACUGAAGAACAUUAGUUGAUAUCUUGCCAAAACUAAAAAAGGUUUAUAUAUAAGACCCACAAAUGAGACCAGAUGCAUUCAUUAAAAUUCGCUUUUCAUUAACUCUAUUUUUGUUUUUUUAUUUUGGAUUGUUUGAUUUGUUUUCAGGUUCAGUUUGUUUGGUAUCACUAUUUCGAUGCCCACGAGGUGUUUAAUUCCAUCAGAUGCUAUAUCGCUGCUUAUGUUUGGAUGACAGGAUUUGGUAAGAAAACUGAGAUAUUUCCUUAACCUUAAAAAAUAAUUUGACAAACAAUUACAAACUUGUGUAUUUUCUUUGGCCUAAUAAAGGACCGUAAAGAUUAGUCUUUUGGAUAUGGAAACGAUACAACACCCGGUAUCCGUUAUAUAGUCAACUCUCUAUACACUUUGUAGAUCGGCACUAACUGUACGUCUUAAAGAGAUGUCCAUCUUAUAGAGGGUCAAAUAAAGGGGGUAAAGAAAGGCAAGGACCCCCAGGGGGGUACUCUCUAUGAUGACCUAUACGGGGAGGCUCCGCUCGAAAGGAGUAUCUUUUUCAGGCUUCAGGUAUAUGAAAGGGUAGAGAUUUCACUGGUUAAAGUAUAUACAGGGGUAGGGAAAUCUGUCAUUUGGGUCUGUGAAAGAGCUCAAUUGCAAAAGGGCUAACAGAUGAAUUUUAUGGGUCUAUAAAGUGGGGAAAACUUUUUUUUGUGAUUGAUUGCUAUUAAAAAGACAGUGCAUUUACAGCAGUUAAAAGGGAUGCAAAGUUCUAAACUAGGUAUGUGAAAGGGGUACCAUUUGUCAGUAGAAGGUAUACAAAUGGGGUACCUUUUCUUGAAAAAUGGUAUAUAAAAGGGUAAGGGGUUGGCCCUCGGGGCGGAACCUCCUCGUGUAAACAUUUGUGAGUACCCCUCCUGGGGCAAGGACCAACUCGUAGGUGUCCGCCUUACAGACGUUACCAAAGAGAUUUUUUUAUUUCCUUGCUAGGCAACUUUUCCUACUUUUGGAUAAAGAAAGACUACUCACUUUUCCGCCUACUACGAAUGAUGUUCCGUCUUAACUUCCUUGUUGUCAUGGUGAUGGCAGUCACUAGAAACGAGUUUGUCCGGUAUUACGUGUGUGCUAUGCACACCUAUUGGUUUAUCACAGUUUACGUCAUGUUGGCAGUGUUCAAGUCACGCAACGAGGUAAAUAAUUUUCUGGCAUGAUUACAGUGUACCGGUAACAUCCACUAAAAAUGUUGACCCUUUCAAGUCCAAAAAGACGCUACAAGUAGGUGGAAUAAUAAUUUCUUGCAAUAUCUCUCUCGUUUUUAGAUUUAUUGUUCUAGUCACAUAAUUUCUCCUCAAAAUCAUGAAAGUACACAUGUCGUAUCUAUUCGAUCAAGCGCCCUGGGCGCCUUGAAACGUUUGGACCUUGAGAAAAGGGCGCCAACCUCGUCCCCAGGGCUUUUCCGUUAAAAAAUGGAAAGGGAAAGCCCUGGGGACGAGGUUGAAUGGGCACUUAUUAAAUUUUCGGCAAAAGUAAUUUUAUUUUGCAACAAAACGUGAAGAUGUUUCAAAGCAGAAUUAUAACUAUUCAUUGAAAGUUUCUGUAAAAUACUAAGAAAACUACUUGGUCUUCAGAAAGUCUCUUAGUGGAACUUAGUCUAUUUCAAUCUCAUUGGCGACAGUUUGGUGGGGGCCCUUUAGUAGAGGGUGGGCGCUUAUUCGAGGCUGGGCGCUAAAUCGAAUAAAUACGGUACAUACACGCACGUACACAUUUCAAGACAUCUAGAGCACGAGUGGAUCGUAAUUCUUUUCUCAAGACAGAAGCAUGGGGUUAUAUGCUUCUACUCAAGGUUACAGCAUAGAUCAAGCAAAAUUCUAGAGCAAGCGUCCCUUAGUAUAUCUCCUCACCUCGCGGGUGGCAGUUUCCCGCGGGACUCUACUCGUAGUUUACUAGUCAAGAAUAGCAUUCUAACUUUGAAUUUCUAAAGCUGUUAUAAUAAUUUUAAAUUCUGCCCCUUAGAGUUCGGAAUAAUGCGUCAAAAUUUGCCUUGUAAUCAUUUACGUUGAACAGGUCCUACAACACCUUUUAUCAUAGUUUAAGGUAUUGUCAAAAACUAAUCCUGAAUUAAAUAACUAACCCAAACUGAUUGUACGUCUUAAGGGCGAGGAAGAUGUUAUCUCUGUAUAUUAUAAAUGUGUGAGAAUAUGAAAGCGAGAGAUAAAGCUUCAACUAAAUCAUGUUACUUUUAACCUACUGUUGUUUUCAGAAUCGCUAUUUCAUGGCUGCUAAAUUUGCCGUCUAUCUGGUGGUCAACGCCUUAAUAUUCGACAUUCCUGGAGCUCCCUAUGUGGUAUUCUGGCCAUUCCAGUUCAUAUUGAACGUUAGAGGCAACUUACGAUACUGGGUCUACAGAUCAACGUAAGAAGCUAGUGUUACUAUUUACUUUUGAUUUUCCCUUUCAGAUUUUGUCUCCCCUUGAUUUCACCUUCCACUGAGCUUUAACUGGUUUAGAGAAACGUACUGUAAAUUCUGCACUUUGACCUAAGCCAGUUACUUCGCUUAUUUGCCUUUUUAUGAUUUGAGUUGUAUAGCAGGGACCACAUGAACCCUUGUUUGAAGGUUGAUAUGUUUUUGGUGAAAAGGAAGACGGACGUCGCGUCGAUGAUGUCACAUAGAUAUAUAAACAAGUAAUAACCAAGGGUUACAAAGUGAUGACGACAACGAUCGAAGGUCAAAACGCUUCUGCUCCAGCUUUUUGUGCUUUAUGUGAGUUUCACGUAACAUAUGGUCAAAACACGCAUGACCAGAUUACGAGUGAUACAAGGUCCAAACGCGCGUGAUCAAAGUGCAUUCCAUACAUUCUUAGUGGAAGUCCAAACGAAUGCUGGCUACAUACAUGUGACGCAUGCGUAAUAAAGAACUUAGAGAUUAGGGUCGCGGGCUCCUUUUGUCGCCCGCAAUAACAUGCACAAGGAAGCUCAUUAGUGUGCACAGAAUCGAAAAGAGGAUGCUAAAAUCACUUCUCUUGUAUUUCUUAGGCUUGAUCAUUGGGCCACUUGGGUGGGAAUGUUAUGUGCGUACAACUACCCGUACAUUGAUCGGUUUCUUCAUUUCUUGGACAAGAAACAUGAAAACAGACGAACGGCGCAGGUAGCCAUUCUGCUGAAAAUCUGGAUCACAGUCGCACUGUUUGGCGUCUUGGUGAUGUGGUUCCACUUUGUUUUAAUGCAAGAGCGAGAGUACUACAAAAUAAUACAUCCUUAUACAUCGUGGAUCGCUAUUCUUAUUUAUCUGUGGUUCAGAAAUCUUCAUCCUUCCUUUCGAUCCCACUAUCUUGGUUUGUUCAGCUGGCUGGGGAAAAUCACUCUCGAGACCUACUUAUCACAGAUUCAUAUCUACAUGAUUGGGAAUGCACAAAAAAUACUUAUUUACUUACCGAGAUAUCCCAUGCUGAACUUCAUGUUAGCCACCGUGAUUUAUGUGGCGGUUUCGUACGUUCUUUUUCAUCAAACUUUAUUUUUUAACACUUACAUUUUUCCUAAGAAUAUGGCCAUUAUUUGCAAAAAUCUUAUAGUGGGUACAGUAUGGUUAGGACUUUGUUAUUUACUUUCUUUUAUUUUCAAUAUCGUAGGGAUCUGGUAA
Molecule: messenger RNA, 8397 nt
Organism: Porites evermanni
Lineage: Eukaryota; Metazoa; Cnidaria; Anthozoa; Scleractinia; Poritidae
Source: the annotation of a GenBank genome assembly